Messenger RNA from Centropristis striata (black sea bass), 1185 nucleotides. It is a transcript of the gene dkk3b, whose product is annotated as dickkopf WNT signaling pathway inhibitor 3b. Lineage: Eukaryota; Metazoa; Chordata; Actinopteri; Perciformes; Serranidae. The transcript has 8 exons. The coding region runs from base 1 to 1002 and encodes 333 amino acids. Gene Ontology annotation, molecular function: receptor antagonist activity; co-receptor binding. The record is from RefSeq and is a predicted model, not a curated record. Gene Ontology annotation, cellular component: extracellular region. Gene Ontology annotation, biological process: negative regulation of canonical Wnt signaling pathway; multicellular organism development.
AUGAACAUCAACACAAGAGACAGAGCUGAGGGAUUAGGGCAGGACAGGAUAGUGGCAGCCUCUCUCUCCCUGCCCCGCUCUCUGCAGCACUCCUCCCUGCUGCCACCCACCCACCACAGGAGGCACAAUGACCGGCACACAGACACAGACACACACACACACAGACAGACAGACAGACAGACAGAGACAGACAGACAGAGACAGAGAAGAGGAAAGGUGUCUGGUAUCAUGCUGCUGUUGCUAUCUGUGAGUUUGUGCUUGUUGUGGGCGAGCGGCGGCGCGGCCCGGAGCGGGCCGGUGGUCCUGCGGGACGCCCUGGAGCGAGGCCCGGUCAACCUGAACGACAUGUUCCGGGAGCUGGAGGAGCUGAUGGAGGACACACAGCACAUACUGGAGGAGGCUGUCGACCAGAUAAUCACAGAGAGUGCUAAAUCAUCUCUAACGUCACUGGAUCUGCGUAUAAACCACCACAAUGAGACAAAGAUGAUAAUGGAUGGAGACAGAGCUGACACGGAGAUUAAUAAUAAAACAGGAGAGAUUCAACACAUCCACAUGGAGAUGUCUGGCCUCUGGAACAGUGUGGAUCACGAAUGCAUGGUGGACGAGGACUGUGGUGAGCUGAAGUACUGCCUGUAUGAGAUUGGGAACUCCAAGUGCCUCCCCUGCAUACCGACAGAUAUGCCCUGCACUAAAGACGAGGAGUGCUGCUCUGAUCAGAUGUGUGUGUGGGGCCAGUGUACAGUCAACGCCACCAAAGGAACAGAGGGGACCAUCUGUCAGGGUCAGAGUGACUGCAAUCCAGACCUCUGCUGCGCCUUCCAGCGAGAGCUGUUGUUUCCAGUGUGUAAUCCCAAACCACAGAAGGGGGAGAAAUGUCUGAGCCACCCCAACCUGCUGAUGGACAUGUUGGCCUGGGACCAGGAGGGUCCCCGGGACCACUGCCCCUGUGACCACGACCUCCAGUGUCAACCUCACGGACGUGGAUCUGUUUGUGGAGGCUAAUACUGAUGGAGGGGAAGUUAACCGUUGUCCAAGAGCUACACCAGUAUCCUUACUGAGCAUUCACCAAAGAAUGGCCAACCUGCUGAUAAAGACUUUGUAAAAGAACUUGCACUGUAUUACUUGUGCCUUACAACCAAUGUGUAUUAUAUAUAAUGAAACAAAUAAACAUUAUUGUGGGAUUCA